This is a messenger RNA of Parnassius mnemosyne (clouded apollo), 6085 nucleotides long. NCBI's taxonomy places the organism in Eukaryota, Metazoa, Arthropoda, Insecta, Lepidoptera, Papilionidae. The record is from the annotation of a GenBank genome assembly.
ACUGUUGUCGCCUGUUCUUGUUUAUUCUUGUUCUGUAAAAAGUAUGAAAAGCCUUGCUCCAGAUAAUAUGUAGUGAUUUGAUAGGACUAAUAAAAGCUAUAAGGAUUAAGUAAUAAUUCAUAAUUGUAGAUCAAUUUCAAGCAGUUACAAUGUCGCAAGGAAAAAUUGUUCUUAUGGCUUGCGGCAGCUUCAGUCCCCCGACUUAUAUGCAUUUACGUAUGUUUGAAAUUGCCAGAGAUUACAUACAUAGUUUGGGAUUGGGCACAAUUGUAGGUGGCAUAGUCUCACCGGUGCAUGAUGCAUAUGGCAAAAAAGACCUUGUAGCCGCGCAACACAGAAUAUCAAUGCUGCAGUUAGCAGUUCGUUCUUCUGGUUGGAUCAAGGUCUCCGAGUGGGAAACACAACAGUCUGGUUGGACCAGGACUAAAGUCUCCCUGCAAUAUCACCAGGUAGGGUCUGGUAUUACAUUCAACAUAAAACCGAGAGAGUCUCUUAGAGAAAAAAUUAAAGAAAUAAAUAUAUUAACUUUGGCCUCUCAGUAUAUUUACGAAAUUUUAAUGUAUGUUCACAAAAACAAAAGUAGUUUUAGUAAAAAAAGUGAUGUACACACUAUAAACACUAGGAACAAACACAGGCUAGUGAUACCAGUUUCUCGACUCUACAGAGUCAGUAAUUAAUUCUUGAGGCAAUGUAUACACUAUUACAACAAAGCCCCAGAAAAUAUGUAAGGUCUCUAUUACCAAGUUUAAAUAUUUUAUUAAACAAAAACUGUACAAGUGUUAUUAUAAUAUAAAUGAAUACAUGGUUGAUAAUAACUCCCGGGAAUGAGGUGAUUGUUUCCAAGCUGUUUCUAAAAUAAAUUUUGUAAAUGUAAUGUAAUGUUCAACCUUUCAUGUAAAUUUACUUUGAAGAAAAGCCGCACUGGGUUUCUUGCUGGUUAUUCCCAGGACAGAGGCUUCCCUGUCCUGGGAAUGGGUCGGCUCGACCGGGGAAGAACCACGCUCUCGCAGAAUACCAGCGUAAAAUUCCGCUAUCCGUGAAUUUUUGCAACAUCAGGGGACUUCAUUCUAACCUUAACGCGGUCCAUUACCAUCUAGAGACGGCGAAGCCGGCCUUGCUCUUUUUAAUCGAGACUCUGUUGUCCUCUCCGGCUGAUACUACAUAUCUCUCCUACCCGGGGUACAAAUUGAAAAUGAAAAUUCGACGCCUCGGCAGUCUUGAAGGUACGGACCUGUCCAUCCUAUGGCUGCGCGUAGACAGCGACGACCAUCCCCGCGUCUACGGGUGCCUCUAUAGGUCCCAUAGCGGUAACGCCGACACAGACCUACUCAUCGACCACGUCCAAAUGGCUGCAGACUCCGUGCUACAACAGAUCCCAUCCACAGAGAUCGUGAUACUCGGUGAUUUUAACGCCCACCACGCUGAAUGGCUUGGUUCUCGUUUCACCGAUCAUGCGGGUAGAUCGGUCUAUGACUUUGCCUUGGUAUAUGGUCUAACACAACUGGUUACUUCGCCUACGCAGAUCCCAGAUGUGGAGGACCUUGUACCUUCCCUGUUGGACCUUUUGCUGACCUCUCAUCCGGACGGAUAUCCGGUCUCCGUCGAUGCCCCUUUGGGCUCUUCGGACCAUUGUCUGAUCCGGAGUACGGUGCCACUCACACUCCAAUCGCAGUUGUGAUCUGCAGCUUGCCGCCGUGUUUGGCACUAUAGGUCGGCCGAUUGGGAUGGGAUGCGGUAUUUUUUUGCAUCCUACCCUUGCGGGCGCUCUGGGGGAUCACCAGUUUCCUUGCUGAUCGGAGCAUCAAGGUCGUAGUAGACGGUGCAUGCUCUGAUCUCAAGCCUGUCAACGCUGGUGUUCCACAAGGCUGCGUGCUAUCACCAACGCUGUUUCUCCUGCAUAUCAAUGAUAUGUUGCAAACUGGUAACAUUCAUUGCUAUGCAGACGACAGCACUGGUGAUGCCUUAUAUAACGGCCAUGCCAAUAUUUCUCGGGAAAACGUCGCCGAGUACCGGGACAAAUUUGUGUCUGAAGUCAAGUCUUUGCUGAAUAAAGUGUCGAAUUGGGGGCGACUAAAUUUAGUCCAGUUCAACCCCCAGAAGACACAAGUUUGCGCGUUUACCGCUAAAAAGAACCCCUUUGUCGUAUCUCCUCAGUUUCAAGGCACUCCCCUUGCUGCCUCAGCUAGCAUCGGAAUCCUUAGCGUCGAGCGUCGACAUAUCGAAUAGUGUGCAGUUUCGUGGUCACUUGGAAGGGAAGGCCAAAUUGGCCUCUAAAAAGCUUGGCGUGCUCAGCAGAACGAGACAGUAUUUCAUGCCGGCACAUCGGUUGCAACUUUACAAAGCGCAAGUUCGGCCUCACAUGGAAUACUGUUCUCAUCUCUGGGCCGGGGCACCCCAGUGCCAUCUCCUUCCACUUGACCGCAUCCAGCGCAGAGCGGUUCGAAUCUGCGACGACCGAGUUCUUUCUGAUCGGCUCGAUACACUGGCACUGCGUAGAGAUGUUGCAUCUCUUUGCGUAUUUUAUCGUAUCUAUCACGGGGAGUGCUCUGAGGAAUUAUUCGGACUAAUUCCAGCCGCUCAAUUUCACCAUCGCAUAUCGCGACAAAACUCGCGAUACCAUCCACACCAUCUGGAGGAUUGGCGGUCCACCACUGUGCGAUUUAGGAGAAGUUUUCUCCCUCGCAGGAAGUUUCCUUGUGGAAUCGAUUACCACCAGCGAUUUUUCCGGACCGAUACGACUUAGGAACCUUCAAAAAAAGAGCUUACACCUCUCUAAAAGACCGGCAAUGCAUCUGCAAUUCCUCUGGUGUUGCGGUUGUUCAUGGGCGGCGGUAGUCACUUACCAUCAGGUGAGCCGCAUGCUUGUUUGCGCCCUCUUCUAUAAAAAAAAUAUAGCAGCUUAACACUGCUGUGUUUCGUAUGGUGAGUCUAUAGAACCGGAGACCCUAUUUACGGUAAAAGAGGCAUUCCAUCUUAGUCCUUACGGCUGACAACACAUCUGCAUUUUCAUUCGCAAACGAGGAUGUAGAUGUCUAUGGGCCACAGUAAACACCAUCAGGUGGACUGUGUGCUCGCUUGUAACCCUUAUCCUAUAAAAAAAGUUUGUUUAUAAAAAGGUCUUAGGUCUUUUCUCAUGUCAUCAAAGAUGAGCGUCUUAUGGCGACUGUCAUUGGGGAAAAUAUUUGUGAGCAUCCCUUUUCUAGGAAACCCAUGUUUUAUGGUCAAGUACCGCGUCGGUGCAAGUGAUUGAGUGAGAGGUCGUGUCAGACUAGUGAUGCCCAAUAUUUAGCUUUGUGUAGAUAUAUCGUAUCGCAAUGUAUCGGUAGUUCUGAUAUCGAAACGGAAUAAUAUCGCAUGACUGUAUAAAUAUUGUUAAUAUCGAUGUAAUAAUAUCGUAUUGUAACUAAACACACAUGCAUAAUCGUAAAAGACUAUUACUGGAGAACAUUUUUACUGAUACUUGGUUCUAUCUUAGAUCUCAAAAGACUAGUGGCUAUGGUAUCCAUUAGCUGUUAAAAAAAUAGCAAUGCUACAUUAAUAAUAUACUCUUAAUCUACUCCUGGUAAGCUUAAUACGCUUGUGUUACGAGUGCUUCACGACAGUAGUCGCAUGGCGUAUUCGACCCGCCGAUCUGAUACAUGAUGAUUCGGACUGUCGCUUAUUUGCUGUUACCAAUAAGUGAACUGUUAGCUCGUAUAACCUAUUUUUUCUUAAUCGUCAGACCUAAAAAUUCCAGCGCUGGGCCUGGGACUCUCCCAUUGUAAAGGAGAUAUUUCUUAAUCGUCACACAUGGUAGGCGGAUAGAUGACCCCAGUAUCAGGCUUCUCAAACAAAUCGUAGCCUGACUGGAUUACUACAGGGACACCAUAACACCCAAAAGACUAUUAAUAUUUCAAAAUUUAGAAACUAAUCUUUUUUAAAUAAUUUUAAGUUUAAUUUACCACAAAUUAUUUCAAGUAAUAAUGUUCAACUGGUUUUAAAGUUCAUUACUAAAUUUAAAAAAAGCUCAACUCUUGCCACGUCUUCCGAUAUCAGUCCAUACACCGACAUCGGUUCAAUGCUCAGUGGCCUAAGUCUAGUCAGAGGAUAAAAAGUUUUAAAAAUGACUUUCAGGAUACAAUAAAUAACUAUUUAACAAAUGAAGCUUCGACCGAACCGCCAUCUUGGAUCCCUGAUGACAUUCUUAACGUGAACAGUAUAGACGAACCCGAUAACCUCAUGGAGAAGCUGAAUGGCAACUUGCAGGACGAUGGUAGAGUGACUAUCAAGUUGCUCUGCGGUGCUGAUCUUCUGGAAUCUUUCGCAACGCCUGGACUCUGGUCAGAUGAAGAUUUGGAGACGAUUGUCGGGAAGCACGGCUUAGUGGUUGUUACUCGAGCCGGCAACGAUCCAGGAAGGUUCAUAUACGAAUCUGACAUGCUUUAUAAAUAUCGGGUAAGAGAUAAUUUGAAUUAAAUAAAUACAUUAGAUAUAGGCACGAAGCAAAUACAAGAGGUGUUGUAAUUAGAUUUCACUAUGUAACAACGCGUGACAAUUUACGGGGAUAGGGGAUGUUAAGCCCCGCCCACUUUACUAUCUAUAUCUACCGAUAAAUAGUAAAACUACUCGAAACUUUCCAUAUCGAUGUUGCUAUGUAGUUUAGCUACCUUGACGAUACGAAACACGAAAUUAUUAUAAAAACUAUAGAGAAUGCAAAACAAAUUUCAGCACCUUCGUAUGAUUAUUUUACCAAUACUGAGCUCUACGUACCUUUAUAUUUUUAGUUCACAUGACACAAAGUGUCGCCAUCUAGUGUCGAAUAUAUUUAAUUAUAUUCGAAAGCCGGCGCAAAGAGAUUUUUCUAGAACUAUUUUAAUAAAUUAGGUGUAAAAAUACUUAUAAAUGAGAUAUGACGCCAUCCAUAGCAUCAGAGCGUCUAUCUGAGUAGUUUUUACACGUUAAAACACAACACUUCAUCCUUUUUUUCUUUAUACUACGAAAAUACACCGAUUUGCGAAUUUCAACACAAGCGCACAGGACGAAUGCUGACAGUAUAUAAUAACUGUGGCGGCGCUGUCGUCGCGCCACAAGCGAAACAUAUCGAAGCCUAAAUCACGCUAACAAAGUUCCAAAAUUGAAGCAGCAUAUAUAAUAGCUCCGAACUACCAAUCGGAGCGCUGGCCGCUCCCCGGGCAGAACACCUUGCCCGGCGGGAGAUCUCCCCUUUUCCUUACACCUAGCGGGUACUAGCGGGUGGCAUAACUAAAACCAACGCCCUCUAUAAUGACCUCAGGACCUACUCAGAAUCACAGUGCACAGUUGCUUAUGCCGUCUUCUUUUUGUAUUUGCUUCAUGGAUAUAGGGCUCUAUCAAACCGUGCUACUUAGUCCUAUUCGGCUUCACACAUCUAUUUACUGCCAACCACGUUGCGUAGUCGUCGCAAUAUUCAACUAAUAAAAAUCUUUAUACAGGGUUAUUUUGCAAUAACCGGCCCAAUUUGCAGAGAAGGUUCAAAAUAAGUGAUAUAGACAAAUGGCGAAGAAAAAUUGUUUAAAUAAACUCAAAGAUUCUGACCAUUUUAUCUUUUAAAUUAAAAAUGCAGGGUAAUGCAAUAUUUUAACUGGUUGUCAUUCAUAAAUAUCUAACGCCUACUAUUUUACUACACACGUACACAUUCGUAAGGGUCGCUCGGUUGAUAAAAACGUUGUGAAUUGAAUCGCACACAGAGGAGCGUGCGUACACGUAUUUGUUGCCCAUAAUUAACAUUCAAUUUGGGAUAAUUUCAAGUAAAAGUAGAAGCCUUAUUUACUCGUAUUUUCUAAAACUGUUAUAACGGUAUAUCAUUGUUUACAUAUUUGAACUUAAGUUUAAAAUUUGGCUAUUCUUUGAAAAAUAACACUGUGUAAAUAUAAUUGUUGGUGCAUUUGGUUGUGAUCGAGUAACUUCUGAAGCACUUGACCGAUUGAGAUCGUAUUCACACAAUAUAUUUGUUUUGUUUCUAGGCAUACUAGUAUCCUAUAGGUGGCGCUGUAGUUAAGUUAGUAACAGAUUCUAUACUUAUGAACCAAAAUUACUCAUUCAUCAAAAUAUAAUGUGAUUUAGUGCC